This is a messenger RNA of Pipistrellus nathusii (Nathusius's pipistrelle), 1305 nucleotides long. The record is from the annotation of a GenBank genome assembly. NCBI's taxonomy places the organism in Eukaryota, Metazoa, Chordata, Mammalia, Chiroptera, Vespertilionidae.
AUGGUUCCUUUCUGCCUCAAUUGUUCCAUCUUCCCUGGAGACAUGUCCCCCAGGAGUGCAAGGAGCCCGGUGCCCUGCAAUGGCAGUGGGGCGCGGGAGCUCUUUGAACCUGAGGAUUUGAACCUGACUGAUCAGGAGCUGAGACUCAAGUAUCUGGGGCCCCAGAAGACAGAUCUGUUUCUACCCAUUUGUGUCACGUACCUGUUGAUCUUUGUGGUGGGCACCGUGGGCAACGGGCUAACCUGCAUGGUCAUCCUUUGCUACAAGGCCAUGCGCACGCCCACCCACUACUACCUCUUCAGCCUGGCCGUAUCGGACCUGCUGGUGCUGCUCCUAGGCAUGCCCCUGGAGCUCUAUGAGAAGUGGCGUAACUACCCCUUCCUGCUGGGCGCUGGUGGCUGCUACUUCCGUACGCUGCUCUUUGAGACAGUCUGCCUGGCCUCUGUGCUCAAUGUCACCGCCCUGAGUGUGGAGCGCUACAUGGCAGUGGUGCACCCACUGCAGGCCAGGUCUGUGAUGACCCAAGCCCAUGUUCGCCGGGUGCUCGGGGCUAUCUGGAGCCUUGCUGUGCUCUGCUCUCUGCCCAACACCAGCCUGCAUGGCAUCAAGCAGCUGGAUGUGCCCUGCCGGGGCCUAGUGCCCGACUCGGCUAUAUGUAUGGUGGUCAGCUCAAGGGCCUCCUACAACCUACUCAUGCAGAUCACAGCUCUGCUCUUCUUCUGCCUGCCCAUGGCCAUCAUCAGCGUGCUCUACCUGCUCAUCGGGCUACAGCUGCGGAGUGAGAAGCUGCUGCUGCUCAGGCAGGGGCCCAAGAGCAGGGUCCAGCAACUACAGGAUAAGGGUCGGAUGCAGGUGACCAAGAUGCUGUUUGUGCUGAUCCUGGUGUUUGGCAUCUGCUGGGCCCCGUUCCACAUCGACCGUCUCAUGUGGAGCUUCGUGUCGCACUGGACCAACUGCCUGAUCCUGGCCUAUUCGUACGUACACGUCAUCUCCGGCGUCUUCUUCUACCUCAGCUCAGCUGUGAACCCCGUGCUCUACAGCCUCAUGUCCAGCCGCUUCCAGGACACCUUCCGGGAAGCCCUGUGCUUGGGAAGCCGGUGCCGUGGCCACCAACGACGUCACAGCUCCCGCAGCCUCAGCAGGGUGACCACGGGCAGCACCCUGUGUGACAUGGGCUCCCUGGGCAGCAGGGCCCAUCCUCUGGCUGAGAACUGUGGCCCUGAGGGACAGCAAGAGACUGACCUCUCCCUCCAGAGAGAAGCCCCAGAGCAGCUUCACCUGGAGGCACCAGAGGGCCACCUGUAG